AGAAACAACAAUUCUCAUUCCACUUUUGUGUUUAGUUUUAAUUUAAUUUUUCCAAUGGAUAUUGAUAUAAAAAUAAUUUGCCGUGUUUGUCUCCAAUCUGAAAGACUCUUCCAUUCAAUCUUUGAGGAAUUCCAUUCAUUUGUUUUGAUGAACAUUGUCAAACAGAUCACAAAUAUUCAAAUAAACAAAGACGAUCAGAUGCCACAAUAAAUAUGCCACGAUUGUACAGUAAAAUUAAUUGCUGCCAAUGAUAUUCGACGCAUUGCCCUUGCAUCUGAUCAGUAUCUGAGAACGGUUCUGGAGAAAAAUACUGAGGAUGACGAAGUAGAACCACAUGAAGCAGAUACUCUUAUUAUUGAGGAUCAAACAGAGAAAGAUGACUGCAAAACAAAGUCCAGUAAAUAUGAAUAUCACUGUGAUACUUGCAGUAAAACAUUCCAGAAUCUCCUAUCCUUACGACGUCACACAAAGUACCAUCGCCUGGAUCGGAUUAAAUGCCCAUUGUGCCCCAGAAAUUUCUCACAGAAGAGCAAUCUCAAGCGUCACCUUGUCAUUCAUGCAGAUUCGAAGAAUCUACGAUGCGACAGAUGUUCCGGACAUUUUGAUACAAUCUCUGAUCUCUAUGAGCACGUAAAGAGCCACGAAAGUGCUUUGGAGGCAUCUUCCGAUGAAUAUAUCCUGAGCUGCGACUUGUGUCCAGAUUGCAGAACAGCAUCCUAUGUCACGUUCCGGAAUCACAUGCGUGAGAAGCACAAUUUUCUAGGAACACUCCGCCCCUUUAUCUGCCGCAUCUGUGGCAUUCGGUUCACAUCCAAGCAAGGCAUGUUCCGGCACAUUGACAAUAUCCAUGAGAAUAACCGGAGGAAUCUCAGGAAUCGCGACAAAAACUUCCUCUGCACAACAUGUGGAAAAAGUUUCUACACCAAUUUCCACUUGCAAGUUCAUAUGAGAAGCCAUACCGGACAGAGACCCUUCGUCUGCCAACAUCCGGGUUGCCUGAAGGCUUUUUCUCAGCUGUCUGGGCUCAAAAUGCACACGUUCACUCACACGGGAGAGAGACCAUUUGGAUGCAAGGUCUGUGGGAAAUCCUUCAGCCAAUAUGGUCAUGUGCGGGAGCACAUGAUGAUCCAUUCCGACAUGAAGCCUCAUGUCUGCAAAGUCUGUAAUCAUUCUUUUCGGGUCAAAGGGAAUCUGACUGCCCAUAUGAUGACCCAUAGUGGCAAAAAGCCCCAUAUUUGCCCACAUUGCCGGAAACAAUUUAUUCAUAGUUCAAAGCUGCGGCUGCACAUGGAGAAGAAGCAUCCCAGUUAAGAAUAUUUUCCGUCUUCAGAGAGAUCCGGGAAAUCAGGUAACCGUCCACCAAGGCUUAUAAUUCUGAAGCAAGGGGUAACUUAUAUUCAGAAACCCAAUUUUUGCACGGCGAAACCUGAGAAGCACGAAUUGCAUCACGAAAACCCGAGAAACU
Messenger RNA from Phlebotomus papatasi, 1465 nucleotides. RefSeq names its product gastrula zinc finger protein XlCGF9.1-like. Bases 739 to 1311 code for a protein of 190 amino acids. The record is from RefSeq and is a predicted model, not a curated record. The transcript is spliced from 2 exons. Gene Ontology annotation, molecular function: RNA polymerase II cis-regulatory region sequence-specific DNA binding; DNA-binding transcription factor activity. Gene Ontology annotation, biological process: regulation of transcription by RNA polymerase II. Lineage: Eukaryota; Metazoa; Arthropoda; Insecta; Diptera; Psychodidae.